Molecule: messenger RNA, 903 nt
Organism: Lasiosphaeria miniovina
Lineage: Eukaryota; Fungi; Ascomycota; Sordariomycetes; Sordariales; Lasiosphaeriaceae
Product: ribosomal protein S2, flavodoxin-like domain-containing protein
Exons: 5
Coding region: 1-903 (300 amino acids)
Biological process (GO): ribosomal small subunit assembly; cytoplasmic translation
Cellular component (GO): cytosolic small ribosomal subunit; 90S preribosome; ribosome
Molecular function (GO): structural constituent of ribosome
Source: RefSeq, a predicted model, not a curated record
AUGGCGCCCGCAAACCUCCCCUCUAUCUUCAAUGCCACGAGCAAUGACAUCGAGCAGCUGCUCGCUGCUCAGUGCCACGUCGGCUCCAAGAAUCUCCAGGUUCAUAUGCAACCGUACCUGUGGAAGACCCGUGCCGAUGGUGUCAACGUGAUCAACAUUGGCAAGACCUGGGAGAAGAUUGUUCUUGCUGCCCGCAUCAUUGUCGCCAUUGACAACCCGAGCGACGUUUGCGUCAUCUCCGCCCGUCCCUAUGGCCAGCGUGCCGUGCUCAAGUUCGCUGCGCACACCGGUGCCCAGGCCAUCGCCGGUCGCUUCACCCCCGGUUCGUUCACCAACUACAUCACCCGCUCUUUCAAGGAGCCCCGCCUUAUCAUCGUCACGGACCCCCGUACCGAUGCCCAGGCCAUCAAGGAGGCUAGUUACGUCAACAUCCCCGUGAUCGCCCUUUGCGACACCGACUCUCCCACCGACUACGUGGAUGUUGCCAUCCCGACCAACAACAAGGGCCGUCAUGCUAUUGGCGCUGUCUGGUGGAUGUUGGCUCGUGAGGUCCUGCGUCUCCGCGGCACCAUCUACAACCGCGAGACCCCCUGGGACGUCAUGGUGGAUCUGUACUUCUACCGUGACCCCGAGGCCGAGGCUGAGGACAAGGUCGAGGAGGAGAAGCUCCCCGGUGUCGAGGAGGAGGGUGUUGUCGCCAUCGAGUCUGGCUACCCUGUUGCUGGUGGUGGUGACUGGGAUGCUGCGCCUGCUGGCUUUGCUGCUGCUGGUGGCGGUGAGUGGAGCGAGGCUCAGGCCGGCACCUGGGAUGCUACCGCCGCUGCUGGCGGUGCCGCCCCUGCUGCCACUGCCCCUACUACCGAGUGGGGCACUGAGACCAUCAAGGAGACCGCCGAAUGGUAA